Messenger RNA from Stylophora pistillata, 430 nucleotides. Its product is annotated as large ribosomal subunit protein uL29. Lineage: Eukaryota; Metazoa; Cnidaria; Anthozoa; Scleractinia; Pocilloporidae. The record is from RefSeq and is a predicted model, not a curated record. Gene Ontology annotation, molecular function: structural constituent of ribosome; mRNA binding. Gene Ontology annotation, biological process: translation; maturation of LSU-rRNA from tricistronic rRNA transcript (SSU-rRNA, 5.8S rRNA, LSU-rRNA). Gene Ontology annotation, cellular component: ribosome; cytosolic large ribosomal subunit.
UCUUUGCCUACAUCCAAAAUGGUGAAGGUUAAAGCUCACGAACUUCGAGGGAAAAAGAAGGAAGAGCUUCUAAAGCAGCUCGAUGAGCUGAAGAAUGAGUUGGCUACUUUGGAAGUUGCUAAGGUGACUGGAGGGGCUGCCUCUAAGCUCUCCAAAAUAAAACUUGUUCGGAAGUCUAUUGCUCGAGUGUUGACUGUUAUCAGCCAGACUCAGCGUGAAAACCUGCGCAAGUUCUACAAGGCCAAGAAGUAUAAACCUCUUGAUCUCAGACCCAAGAAGACCCGUGCCAUGAGACGUGCCCUUACCAAGCAUGAGGCAUCCCUUAAGACCAAGAAGCAGCAGAAGAAGCUCACACACUUCUCACUGAGAAAAUAUGCUGUAAAGGAGUAACUCACUGCUUGUCAAUAAAUACCAUGUACAAAUAACAAGA